ACGCGGAGAAGGACGCGACCGGAAAAGACGCGGAGGCAACGGGUGCAGGGGCAACGGGUGCGGAGGCAACGGGAGAGAAGGGAGUGGGAGAGAAGGGAGCGGGUGCGGAGGCAACGGGAGAGAAGGGAGUGGGAGAGAAGGGAGCGGGAGAGAAGGAAGCGGGAGAGAAGGGAGCGGGAGAGAAGGAGGUGGGUGAACAGGAAGGAGACCCGGCGAAAGGAGAGCCGGCGGCGGUAUCGGUGGCGGAGAUUUCGAGCAAGGUGAAAGAUCUAGUGAAGGUGCAUCGACCUGUGCCUCCGGACCGCAAGACGGCGGAGGCGACGCAGCGACCGAUUCCGGAGUCGGGGAUGCGCGACAGCAUUAAGUUGCUCAAACUGGCGCUGGAACUGGACGACGAACGCGUCCAGGGUGAGAAGGAACGCGCGCUACAACGCAAAAGCGUUGAGCAUGAGGCCGAACUCAACCAGUACAAGCGGACACUCAGCGACCUCCGCGGCGAAGCCGACCAAAUCCUCGGCAAAGCUUUGAUCUCCGUUCCAGUUGCCGGUACGGACCCCACGGGUACGGCCCCCGCCGCGGACGCUGAUCCGGACAAAAGUCCCGGAGGUUCGACGACAGACGGAGGCAGGACAGCCGGAGGUCUGAUGACGGCUCCUGCUCUGGUUCAAGACGCGGCGACGCAGCCGACCGCCAUCGGGGCAGCGGCUCCUAGCGGUUCCCCGGCCACUCCCCCACCGAAGGAAGACCCGCACAUGGCUGCACUGGACGAGCUGAAUGCCAAGCUGGCUACCUGGCUGACCCAGGGACCGACCCCGAGUCCUUCACUAGGCCCCAGUCCUGGGCCGGCCCCCGCCCCGUCGUGGAGGCAGGAGUCGGAGUCCCGACGUUCGGGCAGCACAAGCUUUGAGACGUUUACGUCUGGUCCGAGCAUGGACUUGCGGCCUCGACGUUGGGGCCCACGCCCGCCGGGCGCGGGGGGCGGGUUCCCUACGACUAUGGUCAUUAAUAUCAACCCCACAUUGGGAGCAGGCUCGGGAUCCGUAGCCCCCCGGCCCCAUUCCCGCAGAGUGCACGCCGUGACCAAGGCGCUGCCAAAAAGAGGCAAGCGCGCCGAGAACCGUCUCACAGACCGCAUCGCGGAUCACUUGCGGAACAGAACGCUGCCGCCCGGCGCCGUGCCGCUCGAAGGCGCAGGCCAGGUCCGGGGGCGGCCUGGAGAUGCACGCUCCGGCCUGGCCAGGACCUGGCAGUUCAAAGGCUUCUAUCUGAGACGCACCACCGAUUACGGGUCCAGUGGCCGCCGCUCCGAAUCGGCCGACGAGAGGUCUACAGACGAACGGUCGGCGGAUGAACAACACCACCAAAACACUUCUAUCUCCGAGUCCGACUCCACCGAAGCAGAUGGCCCGACCACAAUCACUUUAGAGAGGACACAAGGCCCCGAAGGCUACCACGCUUCCAUGCAACAUGCGGCACACGGGGUCUCGCACGACGACUUGAAACGACACAAUCGGCUGGCCCACCGGGAUUCGUCUGGAUCCACCGGAACCAAGUCUUACGGUAAACCGGCUAAUGCUCAGAUGGGUAACAAUCACACGGUGAAUAUUCAGGUGAAAAACGCACAGGUCGGUCGCAGAUCCAGCUCAGGUGGCCGUGACACAGAGAUCCACGAGAUGCCCGUCGGAAAGAGCGGGCGGAAACACAUCAGGAGCAAAACCGCAGUCGUCCCUCUCCCGGUUCCACCUGUCACGGACCGCCAAAACAGACGGAGUCGCACAAUGGGGUUCGUGGGGCUGGACGGACCGCGUUUUGGCGACCCACGUCUGGGUAACCGCCCCGAUGAGACCAGCCAUGUCGGUCCGGUGCCCGCCGGAGACUCCAAAGGCGGCGUAGACUUCAAGGGCGUACCCGAUUUCCCUCAAGACUCCAAGAGCGGUGCGGAGAAGAAGCGAAGAGCCUCAGACGGACCCCCCAGGGGACUGCCAGCGCGCCCGGACAUGGUGGCUGCAUCGGGUUUUGGACGCAAAGGACUGAACGCCGACCAAAAGCAAUUGGUGGCAGUGCGCAGCAAGCCCGUGGAAACCACUUCAGGGGGUCUCGGUCCACCCCCGGGUGAGUCCCAUUCGAGCGACACGUCUAGGCCCGACCCGUCUAGGCCCGACCCGUCUAGGGCGGACCAGUCGAGGUCCGAGCUGCCGUCGAGAUUCGAGCCAUGGAGGCCCGAGCAGGAUAGCAAACGGCCAUCUGGAUCCGGAUCGAAGAGUGUGAGUAUCCAGGUCCCGCGUGCGGACGUCAGUUCUGAUCGGAGGAAGCGCCACGGGGGUCACGGUCAUCAGAAAGAGCCUGCGGUGGAAGAUGCCGAGUGGGAGGAUGCCGAGUGGGAAGACGAACGGUCGCCUCGUCGACAGUCAUCGUCCAAGUCGACUCGCUCUACAAAGUCCGUUCGUUCCACAAAGUCGGUAAAGUCGACGCCAAGUGGAUUGACGCCAAGUGGGUUGGCGCCAAGUGGAUCGACACCGAGUCGGUCGUUGCCGAGUCGGUCGUUGCGGUCAUUGAAGAGUGGGCGGGCCGAGCGCUGGUCGGAGGGGUCAUCGUCGUCGUCAACGUCGCGAUCAUCGGAGACGGUGGUACGGCGUCGGCGACGUCAGUACCGGUUGAGUGAGGGGGAGUUGGCUCAGAUUCAGAUGGCGCUGGACAAGCCGGCUUUGCAGACGACGGGGUUAUUGGAGGACAUAGCGGAGAUGAAGCGGACAAUGGCAGCACGUGCGGAGGCCCUGGAGCAGGCAGCACACGUGCGCGAUCGGGCACUCGCAUCACUGCGCAUGCUCAUGGAACCACCGGCAACCAUGCGGUUCCUUGAACAAAGCGCGUUCCGCCAAUGCCUACUCGAAAUCCCCUCACCACCGCCAAGCGAAGUCAAUUCCGAGGAUUUCGAACUCGAUGAACAAACUGUUGCCGACCUUAGCUAUUAUGAAGAACUGGAAAAACUCAAAAACAAGCACAAAAACAUUUACAGGAAAAUGGUCGAAGAGGAGCUGAAACAGCGCAAGAAAGAGGGCAGACAACUCAUCAACUCCGCCAGAGGUGCGGCACAGAUUGGGGAGCAGAUUGGGGAGCAGAUUGGGGAGCAGAUUGGGGAGCAGAUUGGGGAGCGGCUUACAAGGCAGACCACGGCGCAAGGUACGCCUGCGUCUGCGGCAAAAAAGCAAGCAAGCUCCUCUGCCGCAGUGACUUCAAUUCACGACACCAAGCCAGUCGACCUAGUAGCUGGCAAGUCAGAGACACAGAAGCGGCUGGAAGACGAAGAACAGCUGAUGGCUGAAAUGUCUAUCACAUCCUCGAUGGAAAGCCCACGACUCUUGCUUCCUCCUACCGCCUCGCCUCUAGGCUCCUCACCACUGGCCUCUUCACCGCUGGCCUCUUCACCGCUGGCCUCUUCACCGCUGGCCUCCUCCCCCGCAGCAUCGGGUUCGCCUCUGGGGUGUUCGUUGCCUGUGUCUGAGUUGUCUCUGCCGGAGUCGGAGGUGUCGUCGGCAGACAUCGAGUCACAUGAAUUGCCCACGGUGCCGCUGCGGAAGUCUCGGCCGCGAAUGGACUCUGGGCUUUUUGCGUCCUCCCGUUUCGAGGCUACCGAACGCUUCAGUCCACUCCGCACUCUCAAAAGCCAUGAGGUCAACUCCGACUCGAGCCCCGACUCUGAUUUGUCGCCCAAGAUUAAGCCGGACUCCAACUUGUCGCGGAAGACGAAGCCGAACCCCGAUGUUCAAUUGCCCCCCCCUGUGCCCGUUCUAAAGAACGAUAACCACCUCUUCGGCAGGCCCUUUCCCAGCCACCCAGCGGUACCCAGACGCCAGUCUGAUGCCAACCACCCAUUGGAUGCCAGGCAUACGGUCGAAGGAGAGCACUUUUUCUCGGCAACUCAGUUGCCGGUCGCCUUCCCGCUUGUGGGCACCAUUCGAGCAGGCGAAGAUGCCCGAUCCUCCGACGACGAAGUGGAGCUGCACGGCACUCUCAAACUCAGCCACCUCAAAGAACUAUACAACUCACGAGGUCUUCUGCGCGAUCCGACACAGUUCGACGAAGAAGACUUAGAUGAACUCGAGGACACCAUCCACGACAUCGGAGUCCACGGCAUCCCCCAACCACCGCCACCCGAACCACCUGAACCCGAGCUGCGCCCUGGACGGACCGCGCGACGGACCGCGCGAAACAAAUACAAUACAUUACCUGCUAUAUCGCGCGGUCGAGAUGGCGAUGGUGAUGGUGAUGGCGGUCGAGAUCGCAGACCUCGACUCCGUACCAGUCCGGACAUGGACGAGCUGGCAUUUCGUGACGAGCUUGAUGCUCGUCACCGCGAGGUCGCCCGACGUCGCUCUUCUGGAGGCUACAGCCACAGAAAGCAUGUGGGGCAACUUGGUCGCAGACGUUCUUUCGACUUGGAUCGCACGCAGCAAGUGAGUAUUGCGGAUGAGAGUGAGGGGCAGGGGGAUAUCGUGGACAAGCUCAGGGCGGCCCUGGACUGUAUGGAAUGCAUAAGGGAAGAAGUUACCGAUGGCUUAGAAACCGCCCGGAGCGAGGCAAGUGCCAAGAAUCGUGAGGGGGGAGCUGGACAAGGGGCAGCUGGACAAAGCGGAGCUGGACAAAGCGGAGCUGGGCAAAGCGGAGCUGGGCAAAGCGGAGCUGGACAAAGCGGAGCUGGGCAAAGCGGAGCUGGGCAAAGGGGAGCUGGGCAGGGGGGAGCUGGGCAGGGGGGAGCUGGACAAGGGGGAAGUGGACGUGGGGGAGUGGAGCAAGGACACGAGAAAAGUGGACCGGUUGCGCACGUGGAGGAGACGGCGUACUGGCCGGCCGAGAACCGGUAUUCGUCACCACGGCCGAAGACAGGUAGUCUAAACAAGUCUGAGCCGGCAGAGUCGCGUCCCAGCCUGCAUUCUAACGGGGGUGCGGUAGACCACGAACUUCGGACACUGCCCAACUUCGGCGCUGCCGACAACGCGGACCCGGUUACAACUGGGGACACGCACUUUGCUGUGGAAGCCGAGUCGUGUCCCGUCUUGGUCGAAGCCCAGCCAGGGCCCGAGUUAGAAGACAAACUGCCGAGCUUCUCUCCCGAGGAGCUAGCUUACCACGUGCACGAAGAUUACCAAGGCGAUAAAACACUCGAUCAGCGCACUCUUGCAGAACAGUAUCCGCCUGAUGAGCAGAACGAAAACCGGAGUCACUACCCCAUGGUCGGCUUGUCAUCAGCGCACUUGAAACCGCCUGAACCAGCACACAACUUCAGCUACCAGCUUGGCGACUUGAAAGCAAACACUAACUUGGAAAUGUCCAACUUGGACCCCAUGUCAUGCCCCAUACUGACUUGGGAUUGCAAUGAGUACGACGACGGGUCGUACGAACGUAUGUGUCCACAGUUUCCUCAGCAGCCCGACGAGGCAUACUUGCAAGGGGAUGUAGUUCAGGAAAGGGACGAGGAGACUCUGCACUCAAGGUAUCAGUUGCAGUCACAGGGCGCGUCUCCCACUCAUCGCGGGGAUGUGUAUGGCCACGGGUAUGGCUCUGGCCACGGGUAUGGCUCUGGCCACGGGUAUGGGUAUGGCCACGGGUAUGGCUCUGGCCACGGGUAUGGCUCUGGCCACGGGUAUGGGUAUGGCCACGGGUAUGUAUAUAACGGGCAUGGGUAUGGCCCUGGCCCCCACUACCAGUAUGAGUUUGGCAACCAGUAUGGUCGUGACUACAAUCUACGUAGUUCUUAUCCUAUGCAUUGCGGUGAUGCUGGUCGAGGUUGCUAUGUGGUUGAGGAUCCGCCUGUAGUUGAGGCAUUGCACAAGUCUGCAGAAGAUGUGUUGCAGAUCCCGCUCCGUUGUCUGACGGAGAAGACACCCGUCGAGCCGCCCGUGACAGGCCGUAAAAUCAAGACCAGACGGCCCUGGAUCAUUACGGGUAUGGAUUCUGAAUGGACGAACUUUACGGUGCAACAAGCGGAAGGUGAUUCAGACGGUGAAGAGACUCCGUGCCAUGAGGUAUGGAGGGCUCUUCCACCCGGAUCGGAUUCACCUAUCGAGCUGCUCCCUACAGAAAUCCCCAAAUGCCUCUUCCGACGGAAUCACCCCCCGCCAUUAAUUCGAAUGGACGUUCCCAAAGCAUUCGCGCCACUCCGCAAUCGUUAUGCCCUACCGGAACAUCAACUCCCAGUCGAACCCAUAUACAGCAAGACCAAACCACAAAUGAAGCCACCACCUCACGUCAAACCACCUCCAGCACCAUUUGAAGUAUUCAGCAGACGGUUCUCACUUCAUUAA
Gregarina niphandrodes is the source of this 6302-nucleotide messenger RNA. RefSeq lists its product as hypothetical. The annotation marks the transcript as partial. NCBI's taxonomy places the organism in Eukaryota, Apicomplexa, Conoidasida, Eugregarinorida, Gregarinidae. The record is from RefSeq and is a predicted model, not a curated record. The transcript has a single exon.